This is a messenger RNA of Gymnogyps californianus (California condor), 8637 nucleotides long. RefSeq names its product centrosomal protein 350 (gene CEP350). Gene Ontology annotation, cellular component: centrosome. The record is from RefSeq and is a predicted model, not a curated record. The transcript is spliced from 34 exons. Gene Ontology annotation, molecular function: microtubule binding. The coding region runs from base 74 to 8575 and encodes 2833 amino acids. NCBI's taxonomy places the organism in Eukaryota, Metazoa, Chordata, Aves, Accipitriformes, Cathartidae. Gene Ontology annotation, biological process: microtubule anchoring.
CUGCGGGAUGUGCCGGGACCUGCUCCCGGGGCGGCGGGCGUCGAUUGCCGCCGCUGCGACCAGAUAAAUUGACAUGAUGUGGAGCAACAAGUCAAAUGAAGUGCCGCUACAAAAUCCGAGGCAUAACCAAAACAAGGAUUCUACCAGAGAUCUAACUGCAGCAUGGGCUUUUUCUCAGACUAAGGCUGCGUUACGUCAUAUAGAGAACAAAUUGGAAAUAGCUCCCACCAGCACGGCUAUAUUUGAUUCUGUCAUGGAUGCCAAGAAGCCCUCUGCUAGUGCUAGCAGGAAAAUAAGCAGAAAGGCUUCCCGGUCCUCCAGCCAAAAUAAAUCAAGCAAGGAAAAGUCCUCACGCAGCCCUCUUCGAGCGACCACCCUUGAAAGCAAUGUGAAAAAAAACAAUCGCGUGGAAUUUCGUGAACCAUUGGCUUCAUACAGGGAUACAUAUACUGCUCUGUCUUAUCACAGUUCUGGCCAACUUGAGGCCAAGCAACUGCUCUCUAGUUUGGACUUCAGCGAAGCAGAAGGGAAGACUGAAAUAACAGGCCGUAUGAUACAUGACAGAGAUGAGCGGGAUCUACACAGCAGAGAUUUUGAAAGCCCAUGUUCUUCUGCUGCAGAUGAGACUGUUGUUAGGUAUUUGAAUGACCGACCAGCAAUUGAUGCCUUGCAGAAUAAUGAGGCAUUUCUUAAGGUUGCAACACCUCCAAGAUUGGAAGAGGAAAAAACUAGUGGCUCCAGAGGAGAUGUGAGCAGCACUAAAACUCCUCAGAGUAACACAUCCCAGGACAGUGAACUGAAAGUGUCUUCACCUUCUGCCACGAGUACUUCUAGUGCUCACAGGCUGGAAAUCUUGAAGCGGCGGCAGCAUGAUGCUAAGUUGGAGAAACUGAAGGAGCGGAUUCGAAAGCAGUGGGAGCAUUCUGAAGAGCUAGGUGGCAGAGGGCAGCGCUCGGGAUGUGCUGAGCAACCUGUCGUGAUCACAAAUGUGGAGAAUGCAGUGACUCCCAAAGUCAGGAAAGUGGCAGCUGCACCUGCUGCUCCAUCAUACAGAGGUUUCAAUCCUGCUGAAACAAAGAUUCGCACUCCAGAUGGAAAGAUCUGGCAUGAGGAAGAAUUUCACAUUAGUCGGGAGCUGUAUAGGGAUAUAGCUCUCCAGUUAACAGAGGAUUCAACAGUGAAAGGAAAACCUAGUGAGAGAAACAAAGAGAAAAAAGCAACCAGACCAGUGCGGAAAGUGCAAAAACUGACACGGUUGUCAAGUCCAGAGUCCAAACAAGGUGGAAACUAUGUAAUAAGUGCAUCCUCCUGGCGGGAGGGACAAAAGCUAGUAAAAAAGAUACUGGGUCCAGCUCCCAGAAUAGAACAGGACAGAAGAGCUGUAUCUAGUGACAGAACAGGACGAGAGCGAGCUGCCAAGUCUGCAGGCUGUAUUGGAAGGACAGGUUCAGAUUCUAGACUGGAUGUUACCCGUAAAACCUCUUCAAGAAGUUCUGAAAGGUCAAGAAGUAAAGUGCGGUCUGAGAAUAAUCUGAAGAAACUGGAAGCUGCUCUUCCAGAUGAUAACCAAGAAGAUCAUACCUCUGUAAAUAAGGACUUCCUGCCCGUGGAGAUACGUGGAAUUCUUGAUGACUUGCAGUUGGAUUCCAUGAGUACAAAGCAAGAGAAAGAUGUGGAAAAGCAGAAUCAGAAAUCUGUUUUGCCUACUCAAAGUGCCAGGAGCCACAGUCCAACGAAAAGGAAACCGGACAAGACAGCUGCCAGUGAGGAGCCUCAGGUGAUAUCUAAGAAACGUCACUAUGAUACGGAUGAAGUUCGUCAGUACAUCAUCAGGCAGCAAGAGGAGAGGAAGAAGAAGCAGAAUGAAGAGAAGAAGGCACAAAAGGAGGCAACAGAACAGAAGAACAAAAGGCUCCAAGAGCUCUACAGAAAGCAGAAGGAGGCUUUUACUAAAGUGAAGAAUGUGCCGCCUCCUGAGCCUUCAGCAGCCAAACGGUUACAGGAAACCUAUUCUAAACUAUUGCUGGAACAUACAUUUUUAGAAGAGCCACCUCAGCUGCCUACGGUGCAGGAAACACAGUCCAGACCUGGUUAUCAACCAUCUGGGGAAUCCGACAAAGAAAACAAGGCUCAAGAGCGUCCUCCUAGUGCAUCUUCGAGUAGUGACAUGUCGCUUUCAGAACCGCAGCAGCCGCUACUGAGGAGCGAUUUGAUGGAGCCUCCAUGGGUACAGCCAGACAGGUUGAGCCCAAGAGUCCAGCUCUCUCAUCCGCAAGCUCUCACGGGCUCAAAUGGAGGCCCUUGCUCCCAACACUGGAGUCUAGAGCAGAUGGACCUUUUGUCAAAGGAGUGUGACGCGAUGUUGGCAGGCAGGAGGAGCCAUGCUGCACCCGUGGGAUCGCUGACCUUGAUGCCUCAGUCAUACCUGAGUUCACCUGCUGCACAGCAAAAUCUCUUAGUAAAACCUACUGCUAAUCAAUAUAAGAGCAAAUUAGAUCGGAUUGAGGCUUUGAAAGCUACAGCUGCUUCCCUUUCUAGCAGGAUUGAAAGCGAAGCCAAAAAGUUGGCUGGGGCUGGUAUCAAUUAUGGUACCAUGUGGAACUCAGACCAUGAAUUUAUGCAAGAAAACCAGGAUGAUGGGCGGUGGGCAAAGGCUGUGAGUCCUCCUGUGAGAGAGGAAAAUGAAGAUGCUUUUUCAGCCAGAAUUCAAAAAAUGUUGGGUACCUGUGUGUCUCAUACAGCCUUUGAUGACAGUCUUCCUGGGGUAGGCAACCUUAGUGAAUUUAAAAAGCUCCCCGAGACGAUCAGGCCUCAUACUGCUGCAGUCAGCCUUGGAAUGAGGUCCCCUGCUGCUAACAGGCAUGAGGGGAUACUAGGACAUUUAUCUAAGAGACAGACUGACUCCCCGGGACGUGAAAACCAGGCUUACGCUCCGAAUAAAGCUGUAAUUCCUCACGAGUCCAGCAUCGACUCCAUCAGCGAAGGGCCUCUCCUGAGUGACGGAAGCCUCUCUGAAGAGGAAGGAGGCCAGCACAAACAGUUGCCACUGAAGAUGCUGGAGACAUUAAAAGAGAAGGAUUUCUGCAUUCGGGAGAGGAAUGCUUUUGAGCCCAUAAAGGAGUUUCAGAAAGAAGCUGAGAAGUAUUUGCCACUUUUCACUCAGACGAGUGGCGCACACAGCAAGGGGCCAUGGGAGGAACUGGCGAAGGGAAGUCCCCACAGUGUCAUCAACAUCUUUGCGAAAAGUUAUCAGCUUCAUGGAAAAGUGUUUGAUGAAAGGUCGAGUGGAGGGUCUGCCCUUCUGCGCCCUUUACUCCCUGCCAUGAGCCCUCCAGAGAGCGUGGUUUCUUACGAAGAUGAUUUUGCCUCGUCGCAGGGAAGUGGCACUUUAACAGACAAAAAGAUUGCACGUGACCUCAGUGUUGCUGGCAGCAGUAAUUCAAGCAUUCAGGAAGAAGUUCCUACUAGGAAGUCUCCCCAUGAACCUCGAUCUGUAGAGCUUGCUUCUCAGCAUUCGUCUGGUCCACGGUCUGCAGCAUCUUCUCGCUCAUCUGCUUCCUCUAAAAAGAGAGGGAAAAAGGAACGGUUGGACUCUUUCAAUGGAAGUUCUCACCACUUUCCUGUGGAAGAAGAUAAAAUGCUAUCUGAAUUAGAGUGGGGAUCUCAACAGACAAAGAAGUCCUUAUCGAGUAGCAGAUUUUCUAGUAAAGAUCAUGAGCAGAACCCAGAUACGGACAGCACAUUAGAAAACUUGUCUGGACACUCCCUAAUGAGUUUCUCAGACAAGGGAAGAUCCCAGAAAACGCCGACUUCUUCCCCAUCUCCCGGUUCCCAGAAAAUGUUGCAGUUUGAUUCUAUAGGCAAUACAGCAGAAAGAGUCAAGUCACCUGCUGGCUUUUCUGGAAGUACAGCAUCAGGGCUGAAGCCUAACGUAGCCUUCCCCGACUUGAAUCUGGGAACUAGUAGGUCUGUAGCAGGAGCAGCCUCAGCGAGCGGAUGUAUGCGCUUCUCCCCCGCUGGUCUUCAGCAUCGUUUAUCAGCAGAAUUGAACUACCUUAGUGCUAUUGAGGAGUCUGUGAGACAACUUUCAGAUGUAGAACGAGUACGAGGCAUAUCACUUGCCCAGCAGGAGAGUGUUUCCUUGGCUCAGAUUCUAAAGGCACAGCAGCAGCGCCAUGAACGGGACUUAGCCCUUUUGAAAAUCAAGGCUGAACAAGAAGCUUUAGAAAGUCAGAGACAACUGGAUGAGGCAAGGCAGAAGGCAGCUCAGGUAAUGCUGCCCUUCAAAAAAUGUGGAGUGUAUAAGAGGCAAAAUGCUGUCCAUGCAGAGUCGCUACAGCAUCUGGUCCAGUCACGGCAGGAGGCUGUGCAAGAGACCCCGUGCAAGGCUGCAGCCAAGCAGGCAGAAACUGCAGCUCACCAGAUCCGUGAGAUGACAGAGUUAGCACGAACCCAGAUCUCGGAUACUGUCAGCGCUCCAGCUGCUCCAGUCACCACCUUGUUUGACCACCAGCGGCAGCAUCAUUCAGAGUUCAUGAAGCAACUGAGAGCCCGAACUGAUACAAACAGGAAAUGUGAUUCUACUGCCAUGUCACAAGGUAAAGAGGAGACAGGUGACUCAAAACAGACAUACUCACCGAUGUUUGAUAGUUAUUCAGAGUCCUCAAGAUCAAAGGUUCAUGAUCAGAGUAGUACCAGCAGCCGCCAAGAGAGUCCUUCAGUUCCAUCUUCUAAGGAGAAUGAGAAAAAGCUUUCCCGUCGUGAAAAGAUAACUAGCAGUAUUGAAGAGCAGGCUCAUACUGGUGUGGAUGAUUCCUUGCCGAGUGAUAGUAUUUUAUCACUGCCAGAUGAAAAAGAUUCCGCUUCUGUUGCAACAGAGUAUUCCCUGAAAUUUGAUGAGUCCAUGACAGAGGAUGAGAUUGAGGAAAAGUCUUUUCGGUCUUUGCUGCCCUCUGAGAGUCAUCGCAGAAAUAACUUGGAGAAGAAACGGGGUAAUCGUGAUGAUUCUGAUGAGGAAGUCUCCCCAGAGAAAACAGCUCUGUCAUCUAUCAAGGAGCUAAGCAUGCCAUUCUCAGGGGGGCAAGAUAGUUUCUCUAAAUUUACCAUGGAGAUGGUAAGACAGUACAUGAAAGAGGAGGAGAUGCGAGCAGCUCAUCAGUCCUCACUGCUUCGGCUCCGGGAGAAGGCUCUGAAAGAGAAGACCAAAGCUGAAUUAGCUUGGCUGGAACACCAGAAGAAGCAUUUACGAGACAAGGGAGAGGAUGAUAAGAUGCCUCCUAUUCGAAAGAGGCAGCGUGGUCUGCUGCUGAGAUUACAGCAGGAAAAGGCAGAAAUUAAGCGUCUUCAAGAGGCUAACAAGGCUGCUCGGAAGGAGAGACAGCUGAUCCUUAAACAGCAGGCGGAAAUAGAACGAAUCCGUCAGACUACAAUGAAACUGCAGGAAAAAUUAAAGUCUGCAGGAGAAAACAAGCUGGAACUUCACAGCGAGGAUGACAUCAAGCAGAGCAAUGGUUCUAGCCCACUUCCAACUGAUGCAGAAACGCGUAGCCCUUCCCCAAUCUCAAUCUCCAGCAGUGAAACUAGUAGCAUUAUGCAGAAACUUAAAAAAAUGCGCAGCAGAAUGGAUGAAAAGUUCCUAACUAAGCGAGAACAGAAGCUGAUGCAGCGUCGACAACAUGCUGAAGAAUUGUUGGAGUGGAAACGCCGCCUGGAUGCAGAGGAAGCAGAAAUACGGCGGAUAGAAAAGCAAGCUCUAGCUGCCUGGGACAAAGAGCUGCUCAAAACCAAAAUAGCCAAGAAGGACCUGGGGGAUCAGAGAACUGAGCCCAAAGAAACAGCUAGUGAAGAAGAGUCUCCAGUGCCUUCUUGCUCUCAUCUGAACAGUGAAAGCUCUAUCCCAGAAGAUCUUGGCAGUCUAGCUGCUGAGUCUGUCCCAUCGGAGGCUGUGGGCCAUGGACAGCCAGAAAGCCCAGAUCAGAGUACAACUAAUGAAGAAAUGGUUUAUUCUGAAGAAUUCAAGUCCUCUACCUCACCUGGCAAACUUUCUCCUCCCAAAAGCAGCAUAUCUGUAUCAAAGCAAGAUUCCAGCAAAGGCAGCCAUAGAACUGGAGGACAGCUACGUUCACCUGUGAAGUCUCAUCAGAUAUCUCACAACUGGUCUGAUGAAUCUUUAUCUAUGACACAGUCAGAAACCACAUCUGAUCAAAGUGACAUUGAAGGACGGAUCAGGGCCCUGAAGGAUGAACUACGGAAAAGGAAGUCUGUGGUUUACCAGCUGAAAAAAGAACAGAAAAAGAGACAAAAGGAGAGACUGAAGGCCCAGGAAGCCAGUUUGAUCAAACAACUGGAGUCGUAUGAUGAGUUUAUCAAGAAGACUGAAGCAGAGCUGAGCCAAGACCUGGAGGCGUCGCCAACAGCCAAACCUCAGAUUAAAACUCCAUCCUCAGCUGCUGCUGAAAAACCUAAGAUCAAGGCACCACCGCUCCAUAGGCCUGAGACAGCUAAAAACUGGAAAUCACUGGCUGAAUCAGAGCGAUCCAGAGCAUCUUUGGAAUCCAUUUCAGAGCAUGCAGAUGCUGUGUCAUCAAGAACUGAGAGAUCUGUGUCUGUGCACCCCAAGAAGGUGGCUGUGACAGAUAUUCAUGCAGAAGAACCUUCUGGAACAUCUUCCUCUGUUUUAAUAUCACCAAGGAGUUCCAGAGCAGGAUCUGGUGAUUCCUUAGAUAAUGUACCCUCAUCAUCUCUUCUCAAAGACGUGAAAGACAUCAGCAGGAUAUCCCAUGGGUCAAUGAACAACGUGGUAAAAGCAUCCAGUGAUGAGGCUGCCUUCAGUCAUAAAUCUGAGAUACAGGAAGACCUGGAAUACAUAAAGUCUGAGGAAUAUGAGAUUGAAGGUUCUCAUGUUAAGCCUUUGGAGAGUUCUGAUGUCUUGUUGACGUUAGAUAAAGAACAGGAGAGCUCACUGGACUUCCUUCCAAAGAAAGUCCUCCGUUCUGAAAACAAACACUCUCAGAAGGAACUCUUUGAUUUGGCUGCGGAAAGUCUUCAUGGUAGAGAAGAAAUCUUAGAACAGAGACUGGCAGAUAAAGAUGCUGUAACUGGCCCAAGUGUAGAAGAGUCUUCUCGCAAACUGAGCAAAUCAGCAGAGGAAAAAGGUUAUCUGCUUUCAGAACAACUCUUUAGUCAAAAGGAGCCAUCAUACCUUGAAGACUUUGAAGGAUCCUCUUCCAGAAAACAAGCAUCAGUUGAAGAAACACUUCCUGGGGAACGUUACAAAGAUGACUUUGAAGCAUCUCUUCUCUCGCCUAACGGGGAUGCUCAGUCACUGACAGAGCGGUCACAGCACACACAGACCAGCAGAAGCAGAUCCACCAGCCUUGGCAGCGAUGGCGAUAUCAGUGAAUACCUCAGCGACAGGUCUCUCUCUCUCUCUGGCAGCAUGCAUUCAGAGAGUUUAUUAGAACUUAAGUCCCCAACAGAACUUAUAAAAAAUACUGAACGCAGAGAUGUAGAGCAAGAACAGGCCCCUACCGAAUCACCGCUGUGGGCCUCUGUUCCGAUCACAGAAGAAACAGAUAGUUUGCCAAAUUUCAACAUUGGUGAUAGAGUACUUGUGAGUAAAGUCCAACCUGGAACAUUGCGAUUCAAAGGUCUGACUAAGUUUGCCAAAGGGUUUUGGGCUGGCGUGGAGUUGGAUAAACCUGAAGGGAACAAUAAUGGAACUUAUGAUGGUAUUAAAUAUUUUGACUGCAAAGAAAAGCAUGGUAUUUUUGCUCCUCCUCAAAAAAUCUCUCACAUUACAGAAAGUAUUGGUAGCCAUUUAGACGCAAAUGAUGAAAAGGAUGAAGACUCAUUCUUCGAUGAUAGACUGGAGAAGCAACACAAAACUGAGCAGAAAGACAGAGGAAGUUCCAAACCUGGCAAAGAGGAUGAAAGCCAGAGCAGAGAUACAACAGAGGACUAUUCCCAGGAUAAAGCUCCUGCAGACACAGCUGUUUCAGAAGCCUUAGCUGAGGAAAGGGUUGAUGAGGAGUCAUCUUCUAAAGCAAACAGCAUAAAGGAGAUUUCUGUAGCUACUGAAUCACUUGCCCAAGAACAGUCAGUGGUGGAUUAUCUGAAGCACGCUGUAAAAGAGGAGGCCAGCCUUGCUCCUCUCAUUCCUGGUGUUGUGGAUGAGACGUCUGCUGUUCAGUUGGAUGACAUCUCAGAUUUCCUUUCUGAAAAACUGGAGAGGCAGAAGACACUGGGAGAGGAAUGUGCUGAAAAGUUAGAUGAUCUCUCUCCUGGAGUUGUUGAGAAGCCUGCAACUCCACUUCUGGAUUUGCUGACAAAAGAAAAGAACCAGUUGGAAGCCCAGCUUAGAGAGGAAGAAAAGUCAAAAGACCAACUGGAGAAGGUCAGUUUGCUGACAGACAGUCUACUUAGAGAUUUUGUGAAAGACACGGUCAAUCAGUUACAGCAAAUAAAGAAGGUCAGGAAUGAGAAAAUCCAGCUCAGCAACCAGGAGCUCUGUGAAGUGAAGGAGGAAUCCAGUACUCCAUCCCAGCAGGUAGAAAAGCAGAUUCCGAUGGACUGAAUAACUUUUUUCUAAGUUCUGAUUUGGAAGAUGAAAGAGAAGAACUUUCCUCUCCAGACAUG